AACUCCUGUCCUGAUAUCACUCCGCUGGCAUGGUGGAGAAGCGGACCUGAUUAUUGUGAUGGUGGCAGACGGCAGCCAGUGACUACAGACUUCCGCCACUGCUUCCAAUAUCCGCGUUUUGCGCCGUCUAGGCGACUCUCGUUGCCUCACAACCGGACUACCGAGGGCGCUUUGGUGGUCUUUAACCCAACUCGGCAACACAUUUAACCGGGAUUUCUUUUUUUAAACCAAAACCAUAUGAGAUGCAAGUUCACUGGGAAACUCCGGAGCCUGUUCGGUUCAGGCAGCAAAACUUUUUCUCAAAGGACAACGCUGCGAAACGGCGAGUGGACUGUUGCUGCUGCUCCGCGGGACGGUGUGUGUGUGUAUGACCGGAGAGAGCCUGCUUACGGUCAGACCUUCACGGUAUUGUUGAUAUUUUCCAGUUUCUGUUAGCAGCGUGGACGCGGCGGUAUUGUUGAAUUGAGGCUUGCUCUCGUCUCUCGCAGGCUGUGUGUUACUAGUGUUAUCGGUUUGUUUGAAAACAGGGAAGAAGAAACGGUCACUCGCCAGCCCCUUAAACCGUAUGACCGCCUGGCGUGCAGCCCUUUAAAUCUUCCCCGGUGAGUGCUCACUUAAGCUGCAGUCGUCGGGUUGACCCACCGUCACCUGCCCAGCCCGCUUCGGACCCCCUAAACCCGGGGAGGACAGAGACGGAGAGUGGUGGAGGUGGAGGAGGAGGCGGCCGGAGGUGGUGGUGGCCGGCGGUGGCGGCGAGCUGACGGGGGGAGAAAAGUUCUUCCAAAAUAGCAGCCUCUCGGCCCAGUGAUGGGGGACUUCGCCUCCCCCGCUGCCGGACCCAACGGCAGUAUCUGCAUCAACAACAGCAUGAACCCGGCCGGUGGGAGCGUGGUGCCCGGCGGGGCAGUGGUGGGCAUACCUAAGCACAGCACGGUGGUGGAGAGGCUGAGGCAGCGGAUAGAGGGCUGCAGGAGACACCACGUCAACUGCGAGAACAGGUACCAGCAAGCCCACGCAGAGCAGCUGGAGAUCGAGCGGAGGGAGACGGUCAGCCUGUACCAGCGGAGUCUGGAGCAAAGGGCCAAGAAGUCUACCGGCGGCAGUGGCAGCAGCAAGCAGCCGCUGAGCAAGCAGCCGGACCCGGACUCUGCCUCCUCCACGGAACAGAGGAAUAACACGCUUAUAGCGCUGCAGGAGACUGUAAAGAGGAAACUAGACAGUGCUCGAUCGCCCCUCAAUGGAGACCAGAACGGCAUCUGUGACGGCGGCAGCUAUUCACCGACAACCAAACGGGUACGGAAGGAGGGCUCUGGUGGUUUGGACUCGCUAACAGGACUCCCUAACAACAACAAUAACAACAAUGUACCACCCAUCUCUCCGCUGCAUCACCAAAUGGAUGUUAAGCCCAUACUUGGGGGGCCCAACACUUCUAGCGGAAACAACACUACAAACAGCAACGGCAACCACGUGGGCCAGGCAACUGAUGAGCUGGGGAAGAACGGAGGCAGUCAUCUAGCUGACAUGAAGCUCAACGGCUCACUGGACCUGGAGGACAGCUUCAGCCUUCUUAAAGACCUGAAACAGGAGCCGCUGGAUGACGGAGGUGGGAUGGAGUCCUCCGAUCCCCAGUCCCUGUCCAAUCAGAAUAAACUGUUUUCUGACAUCAACCUCAAUGACCAAGAGUGGCAGGAGCUGAUCGACGAGUUGGCCAACACGGUGCCAGAGGACGACAUGCACGACCUCUUCAACGAGGACUUUGAGGACAAGAAAGAGGCAGAGUUUGGCAGGCCAGCGAACAAUCAGACACCAGGCCCGCAAGAAGCAGCUGGUAACACAACGGCACCUGGAGGGGGAUCAACACCAGCAGCCCUGCCUCCCCCUCCUCCUCAGCCUCCACAGGGCGGUCCACAGGUCCCCAUGGGCUCACCACAGGUCCGACCAUCGUCUUCAGGCCCUCAGUUUGCUACCACUGCCAAUGGAACGCCUCCUCAGCAACCUUUGCAGCAGUCUCCAGCCGUUGCCAUGGCAUCGGGUUCCCCGUUGCAUAACUGCGUGGCUCGCUCCCCUCAGACCCCAACCCAGGCUCAGACACAAGCAGUCUCUAGACCUGGGAAUGGUUACAUGAUCAACCCAGGCCCAGGGGUCAGUCAGGCGGGCACAGGGCCAGGAGCAGCUGGGGUUGCUCCAGGAGGUCAGCCUGUAGGUCCAGUGACGCCUGAACUUUCUCCAGCAGAGCAGCUAAAAGCAAUGGCUCAGCAACGUGCUAAACUUCUGCAACAGAAGCAGCAGCAGCAACAAGCAGCAAACUGGUCCCCUGCAGGAGCUCCAACCAGUCCCUAUAACUCUGGUCCCUUUAACCAAGACAAACCCAACAGCCCCAUGAUGUACCCACCGCAAGCCUUUAACACACCGCAGGGCCCUCUAGUGGCUGGGAUGCCCCCCAACAAUGGGCCCAAACCCCCCAUGAACAACUACCUCCCUCAGAACCACAUGGGCAUGAUGGGCCAGCAGCAGCCGAACAGCAUCAACCAGAACGCCCUGUCCAAACAACAGCAGCAGCAGCAAACGGCAGCCAUGUUGUCCUAUAACAACACCAAACCGCUGAGCCACUUCAGUGGCAGCGGGGUUGAUCACUUAGGGCAGAGAAUGACUCCGCCCAUGGGAGGAAACAAUCAGGUCAAGAACCCUAUGAUGCCUCCCUAUAUGGGCGGUGGCAGCGGCGGCCAGGGCCCGGGGCCAGGGCAGACGCAGGGCCCGAUCCCGGGACAGACAGCUCACCUUAGUGAAGAACAGAAGAGGAUGUUGCUGUUGAAACAGAAAGUCUUGAACCAGAACAUGCCCUACAGCACCAUGCAGCCUCAUGGACAGGAACAAGGUGUGGUGGGGAUGUCAAGACCGCCUGGCGCCAUACCACCUCCUCACCCUGCUGGUGGCGUUUCCUCAGGGGUGGGGCCCAACCAGGGGUCAGGUCCACCUCCAGGCUACGUGGGCAACCAGCAGCAGGCGGCCAUGAUGAAACAGAUGAUGGCAAUGGAGCAGGAGAAGAGGGUACAGAUGCACAUGAUGGAGCAGCAGAAACAGCAGCUUUUUAGAGAGCAGAGACAACAGCAACAGCAGCAACUACUGGCAGAACAGCUCCAACAGCAACAACAUCUCCCCAGACAGAUGGGUCAGGGCCAGAGGAAUCCAUACCCCCAAGUCAAUCAGUACCAAGGUCCUCCUCAGGAUCUUGCAUCCAGGAGUCAGGCUCUCCAGAACAUCCGGGCUGCCCGUUUGCUCCAGCAGCAGCAGCAGAACCAGCAGCAGAUGGUCCAGAUGAGCUCUGUUCAGGGCCAGGGGGGCUCGGUCGGACCCCAAACCGACAUGGGCUUACCCUACAGCAACCAAGGGUCCAACCAGGGUUCUCUGUACGGGCUCAAUCCCUCCAUGAGCCAAAUGAUCCACCAGCAGCAGCAGCAGCAUCAGAGCCAAAGUGUCCAAACCUCCAUGGGUCUUCCACCGCAGCACAACCCCGCCGGAGGGCCGCCCCGGCAGGCAGGUGCAGGUCCUGUGGUCGGAGGAAUGCCCGGAGGUCCUGGAGGUGGUGUAGCUGGAGGGUAUGGAGGACAGGGGAUGUUAAUGAACUCGAUGAGCCAGCAACCCCUCAAAGGCCCUCCCAAUGCCAAAGCCCAAGCACAGAGACUGCAAAGCAUGCUGGGAGCUGGAGGAGGGGGAGGAAUGGCUGCAGGUGGCUGGCCGCAGCAACAGCAAGGACAGGCACUGCAGGCCAUGGGGGGAGGAGUUGGAAGGACUACAGGGGGAGGGGGAGGAGACAUGGUGGGGUUCAGCUCUGCCCAGGGAUAUGGGAUGCAGCCUGGUCAACCCUCACGUAUGACCAAGCAGCACUUUCAGGGCCCGGGCCAGGGGAUGAGCCAGGGAAUAGACCCCAGAGUGGGCAACCCGGCAGCAGGCAUGGGCGGCCCAAUGAUGGGCCCUCACAUGGGCGGUCAGCCCAGGACCAACCAGCCGAGGCCCAUGGUCAUGAACCAGGGGAUGAACCAGGGGGUGAUGGGCCAGGGCAUGAGUGGGAUGGGAGGGUUUGGGCCGGGUCCUGGUGGGCCAGGAUUAGGGGCAGGGGCAGGAGGAGGUGGACCUUACGGACCAGGGGGAGUUGGGGUUGGAGGUCAGCCCCCAGGCUACCAAAGGACAGCCAAUCAGGACAUGUCAUCCUAUGGAUAUGGAGGCGGGCCCUCAGGCGGAGGAGCCUUUGGAUUAGGGGACAGCACAGGAGCAGAGCUGGACUCAAGUGAUGGUUGGAUGGAGGAGUUUUUCCCCAACCAAUAGCCAACGGGGAAACUUGAGAUGACUUUUACUGGAUGAACUGAAACAAAUGUUGAAACCUGAGGACCAGAAACAAAAAGGAUGACAUGAUCUGGAAUGGCAUGUUUUUAAGUGAGCUUUUGUGUAAUGUUUUGUGUGUGAAUGUGUGUGUGCAAGAAUGGAAGGAGCAAUCAUUGUGUCUCGUCCGUGUUGAUGAAAAACCGAUAUAGAGAUUAAGAGGUGUGUUUCGUUAAGUUCAGUUUUUUUCCCCCCACAGACUAAAUAUUUCCUCAUGUUCCAGUAUUUGAAACACAAGCCACGUUUACACAGCAGUUUUGAGCCCGUGCUUCAGCAGGGGCUGAUUGAACACACAGACUGAUGAAGGGGAAGUCCAAGACUUGUUCUCAAGGCAGCAAUUUAUUUGCGUUUGUAUGUUUGUGCCACCCAGCUCAGUACUUCAGAUCUCUCCACUAUGUGAGAAGCUGAAGGGAGUAGAAAGCACUCUCUGCGCUCACAUUUCCUCUCUUAGAUUUGUGCCCCCAUAUACAAACGAUCUCCCUUACCCCCACACACACUUUUUUCUAUUUACUUGCUCUCUGUCUGUCUGUCUGUCUGUCGUUCUCUCUUUUUCCCUCUCUCUCUUUCUCUCUUAUCCUCCGUUCCGCUCGCCUCACGUCUUUUCCACCCUCCCUCCAGAGACUUGUUCCUCGCUCUCGACACUCCUUUCUCUAAAAUUAUUAACAUCACAACACAGUAAUGAUGUUCCUCUUAUGUGCCACACAAGCGUACUCUGCCCUCUAGUGCUUUUGCUGGGAAACAACCAGGGUGAUGUUUUUUUUCUGAGAGUAUAUAUUUCCUCUGAGUAGCUUUGGAUGAAAGGUGUGCAUAAAAAGGAAGACAAAAGAAGAGAAAGAAAGAAUAGGCAGCUAUAGCAGAGACCUGGAAUUUAAAAAAAGCUCUCAAACACAAAGAAACACUCACAUAGACACACAAAGGAAACCAACCAACAAACAGACAAAACAAGCAUCAGCCCGGGAGCACAAGCGGAUGUGUGUGUGGCAGCUAAACGAGCCAAUAUUAAAUUAAACUUCUGCCUGUGUGACACAAACCACAUCACCGGCAUCGGGCUGGCAAAAAGAUAGCAGGGCACUGAAUGUAUUUAAGCACCACAAGUGACUUCUUCUUUUAGGGAAAGAAAAAAAAAAGCUCAAGCUCAUUGUUGUUUUGUUUGUUGCUGUGUUUUAUCGCUUACAAUGACGCUGGUUGUGUCUGUUGAUUAAAUGGAAAAAGUGAUUCAAUUAGCCUUUUUUUUUUUAGUUUGUGUUGUCUUGAAAACCUGUUGGUCCUCCUGUUUCAGCACAGCCUUCCUCUCCAUUUGUGACAGUUACUUGUCAGUCACCGUAGCCCCGCUUUAAGUUAUGGCUUUUCUUGUACAGCAGCUAUAAUACGCCCUCGCUUCAAACUAGAACGUAACUGUGCUAUACUGUAACACUACUGUGAAGAAAUAUGACUUGUGCCCUUCCAGCGCUUUACAAGGAAAAUUAACCACUGCUAAGCCUUGAGUUAGUUUCAUAGUCAGUAACUUCUUAAUCCUCAGAUAACUGAUGAGGAGGCUUGAAGGAUUGCAACGGUUAGCAUCAAAUCAGUCAGUGCUUCCUCUGAAGUCAGUCUCUCCCCUUCUCUGAGCUUAAUAUAAACUGUAGGCGUUCUUCAUCCUCAAGCUAUCCACUCUUUGUCCUAAAAGUUGGCUAAUAAAUAUGUCAGAUAGUUUUUAAUACAGUAGCUGUUGGUAAGAUAACACCUUACUCCUCUAACUGUUUCUUAAUCUUGGUUGACAGAUGAAAGGAGCGUGUUUGUGCGUGCAUUACUUUGUAAUUUAGCUCAUCAGAAUGAACGUUUUGGAGGAUGACGCUGUAAUCAACAAACCAAAAAAGCCUUCUUUCUGUAAACUUACUCUUUGCCAUCAAUGAAUUUGUUUUCAUGGUUGUUGAUGUUGUAUAAUCUAGCCCUUUAAACUUAAACCUCCCACCCAUCAUCUUGUAAGCGUUUCCACAUACGUUAGCUACCACAGGUAAGGUUCAGUACUUGGAUUUGGUCAUGUUCAGGGGAGGGGAAGUACUCUGUUUUACUGUGUGGAGUCUCAAAGUCAGGCAGAUGGAUAUUUAGGAUGUAGAGGGGAGAUGAUCAGGUAAAUAACAAACCUGUGUCUUUGUCUAGAUUACCUCUUGGAUUUUUUUUUUUUGUUUGCCUUCCUUAUGCAGGAACUGUAAUGGAGCACUCACUGCUUCAACAGCUCCUCUGCUCAUGCUUCCAAAACUUUGAUAUCUGCUCCAGUAGCCUUCUCCAGUCAGGCUCCAAUCACAACGUGGAGUAUCAGACCAGUGAAACGGAGGUGAUGUGUAGGGAAACACCUGAGGAUUACCACUCAAAGGUGGAGGCAGAAAGGUAGAUCAACACUUCUGGCUCAGUGUUAAGGUCACAGCCUUUAUGACCUUUAAAGUAAGAGAUCAAGAUGAUAAUAAAUCCCUUCAGAAAGAGACAGGAAGCACCCUCCAAAUAUCAUUAUGUACCGGGACCAAGUCUGUAGACAACAUUUGAAACAAAACUGUUGUUGUUGAUGUUCUUUGUUUGAUUUUAUUUGUUUUUUUUUACUGGUGCUGACAUAUAUGUGAUUAUGAGAAAAAGUAUAUAAAAGAUAAUUGCUAUUUGUAAAUAUGUUUUUACAGGUUUAAAUACAUCAGAUAAUACAGUCUCUACUCUGUAAAGAAUUUACUGUUUGUUGGAAAAUAGAGAAGUAUUUUUAUUUUGAAGUUUUUUGAUUUCACGUUUAACCCAUCUGAGCUAUGCCAUUGCACUUCAGACAAUGUCUUACUACUAAUUUGUAUUGUAAACCUCUCUUUUUUGGAUUUUUUUUUCUAGUUCAAUUUGACUCUGUUCUUAAGCAGUGCUUAUUUCUUUUUAUCCUGUACAGAAUUCUGAAAUGUUAACAAAGGAGAACUACAAAAUACCUUUUUUUUUUGUUUGUUUUUUCAAAAAGAUAAAAUAAAGAGAGAAUGUUCUCGCUGAUCAUAUUAAAUUCAUGUUUCUGGAGUUCAUUGGGUUCACUUCUUAGUCUGUUCAUCAGAUAACAACUAUAAAGUCCUUAAAAAUAAUGGAAAAAGAAAUGUAAAAACAUAGACCAUGAAAAAGACUGACAAGGUCUCAAAUAUCUACAAAAAGUCACUGAUCAAACAAAAGAGCACAUGUUGGUUUCCAUUGUGGGGUUUAGUGAAGAUAAAAACUAUAUGGCCCCUUACCAAUCUUCACUUUACACACAAUUCAUAUCAGGGGGGAAUCCUUCAAAUUGUGGGCAAGAAUAUAAAUCAACAAAUGUGGGGACCCAAAUAAAGAGUCCAGUCUUGUUA
This is a messenger RNA of Labrus bergylta (ballan wrasse), 7703 nucleotides long. RefSeq names its product mastermind-like transcriptional coactivator 3 (gene maml3). The record is from RefSeq and is a predicted model, not a curated record. Lineage: Eukaryota; Metazoa; Chordata; Actinopteri; Labriformes; Labridae. Gene Ontology annotation, molecular function: transcription coactivator activity. Gene Ontology annotation, cellular component: nucleoplasm; nuclear speck. Gene Ontology annotation, biological process: positive regulation of transcription of Notch receptor target; Notch signaling pathway.